This is a messenger RNA of Moneuplotes crassus, 1011 nucleotides long. NCBI's taxonomy places the organism in Eukaryota, Ciliophora, Spirotrichea, Euplotida, Euplotidae. The record is from the annotation of a GenBank genome assembly.
AUUGAAUUAAGUUAAACUAUUUUAUUAAAUUCAAAAUGUUUGGUCCAAACAGCGUUAGAACCUUGCUCAAGCUUAAAACAUUGGUAAAACAGAGUGUUGAUGACUUAAACUUGGAAGAGGAGAAACGGCCAACCCUCGAGCAAGAAUUUUCUAGUAAAAUUCCUUCAAAAACAAUGACAAAUUUUCGAAAGUCAACAUUAAAACCCCUUUCUUCCAGCCAAAAUGAGGAGAAAUAUGACUAUGCAGGUAGCUCUGAUGAUCAAGAAGUUUCAGAAAAGGAGUUCUACCUCAAAUUCUAUAAUUUAUUGUACGAGGACGACAAUUUCAGAGAGUUCAAAGAGGUCCUACAGGAAGAAACCGAACAAAUUAACAAAAUCCAGUCUGAACAACGUGAUCUUAGCAGGCAAAUCACACAAGCUCUUGCUGAUAUCCAAGAUUGGAGGGAGAGCCGGAAGAAAGCUCAAAAAGAUGCUGAGGAGAACCAGAAGUCUCCUGCAACGGUUUUGCCACAGAAUACGACCUCAUUAGAUACUCUUCUUGCUAAGCUAGAUCAGAAAUCUGAUAAAUUUCACACAAAAAUUGAAAAUUUGAUCACUUCACUUCAGAAAUCGAUGUCAAAAUCCAGUACAAAGAUGAAUGUUCCCAGUGUCAAUCCUCAGUCAUGUUCUAGCUCUCCCAAAGUACCUGAACUAAACCACGAUUCCUUACAGAAGGAGAUAGAGCAGCUGAAGAAUAAGGAGGAGAACUAUGAAGACAUCACCGACAAAAGUUGCAAAAUCAGAGAAGAAUACACAGAAAUGCUCGAUGAACUUGCCCAGAUUGAGAGCCAGUUUAAACUAGAACCUCACCAAAAAGAAAGCCAGCCUAAGCCAGACACUGAUGACCAGGGAGACCUUGACGUGCUUAAUAACAUCCAGAGCGAGUUUGAUGAGAUGGACCAGAUCUUCAAGGACCUUGGAGUCGAUUAGACUGACAAAUCUAUGCUAAACCACUUUCAAUCUUCUUGAUCAC